Molecule: messenger RNA, 414 nt
Organism: Ficedula albicollis (Collared flycatcher)
Lineage: Eukaryota; Metazoa; Chordata; Aves; Passeriformes; Muscicapidae
Product: acidic proline-rich protein PRP25-like
Exons: 3
Coding region: 1-414 (137 amino acids)
Source: RefSeq, a predicted model, not a curated record
AUGCAAGACCGAUGGGACAGUCCAGAGCUGAAGAAAGAAGCUGAAGAAGAAAGUAGUGAAGUGGAUAAUUUCCCAACAACACCUCAUCGUGUUGUGGAUAUAACUGAAAAUCCAAAAUGUGGUAACACUGACCAGUCCGGGCCCCUUCCCUUGCGGCCUGGGCUGGGAAGGGGUGGGCCUGGGAGGCCGCUGGGCCCCAUUUUUCAACCAUGGGCCCCGUUUUCAACCAGGGGCCCCGAUGGCCAGGGGGAGGAGAGGCCCUUCGCUAAUAUCCUAGCACCCCCACCCCCGGGUGGAGAGAGGACGGGCGCCGGCAGGAAGCCCUCACCCAGCGCCCCAGUGCUGCCCAAGUGUCCUGAGAUCCAGGCACCACUCCAGCAUGGCCAGCCGCAGCCCCCUACAUCUUCUAUGUGA